This is a messenger RNA of Puccinia triticina, 855 nucleotides long. RefSeq lists its product as uncharacterized. The transcript has 7 exons. The record is from RefSeq and is a predicted model, not a curated record. Bases 1 to 855 code for a protein of 284 amino acids. NCBI's taxonomy places the organism in Eukaryota, Fungi, Basidiomycota, Pucciniomycetes, Pucciniales, Pucciniaceae.
AUGUUGCGUCAAACUGCUUCCGUCAACCAAAAUACAGCCUCUCGUCAGUCUUGCGCGAGUGUUAAUCGCUCUACUGCACACCUCCAAUCAACCCCACCCAAUCUCCAACAAUACAACCCAAUGCGCGGUCAGACGAAUCCCACCCCAGCCGUUCCCAAUGGAGGUCACCCCCCGGCAGCAGCUCAACCCGACGGCACCCCUGGCGGCAAUCGUAAUGAGCCCAAUGGUAACCCUGAUUCAAGCGACCAUGAUGAUCAAAGGUCUUUACCAGAUGAAGAGGGGCUGUAUGUUAGGCCUUUGGAGCUCGAAGGCCUGGUCCAACUUGACGAGAGACAAACCCAGAUGUUGAACCGUCUUUUGUUGACUCCCCCCAAGGGCCAAUGGCGGGUGUCAAUGAUGACCAACAUGGCGAUCCUCAACCAAUUGGCCAAUGGGGUACUGGGAACUGAGGUAGUCCCUCCGCCGGGCCCCAUCCCACCACCGGUGAAUCCUGCUUCGCGUGAUCUCAAGACAUUUGUCCGCAUCAAAAUCCGCGAACUCCUCACUCAGGGAAAUUUGGAUGCUUACAGCCGCACUCAUUUGACUGGCGGCGUCCCCAUCAAUUGCACUCCAUUGGUCCUCUUGACGGCAUUCCUUGCCGCGCAAACGCCAGAAUUCCAAGCCAAACAACUCCCGGCCGGCUGGCUGAGAAAUCAUGUGUCCAACAGGAGUGUCCUGGGCAUGUUGCGAGUCCUCUUGAAGCACGAGAGAGGGAAUUUGCGUAAUCUGCUUUUGAGCAAUAUCAAGUCUUCCAACCGCCGUCCAGUUGAUGGCCCGGUCCCCAGCCUGAUGCAAUUGAUUAUGAUUAUUGAUUGA